Messenger RNA from Spodoptera exigua (beet armyworm), 1987 nucleotides. Lineage: Eukaryota; Metazoa; Arthropoda; Insecta; Lepidoptera; Noctuidae. The record is from the annotation of a GenBank genome assembly.
GAUUUAUCGAGCAAAAUAUGUAAAGCGUUAUUCGGAACCUUGAUGGCUAUGGCAAUGAUAGUUAUAAAAAAGUUCAAAGGACAACAAGGUUAUCUCGUGAGACUAAGUUUUAUUACUUGAUAAAGUAAAACAACAACGCCAAGGCCGUUUUAUAAAUUGCUUCCAUUCAUUGUUAGUUCGAUAUUCACUCUUGAAACCAUUUUUCCCACUUCCAAAUGAGCAAAGAGAUUUACUUCAUUGGCGUCGAUGUGGGGUCUGGCAGCGUACGGGCAGCAUUGGUUGAUGGCAAUGGUCAUGUCCUCAAUUCAUGUGUUAAGGAAAUUCAGACAUGGAAACCUAAAGUGGAUUAUUAUGAACAGUCAUCCAAAAACAUAUGGGAAUGCUGUGUGUUUGUCAUUAAGAAUGUUGUUGCAAAUGUAAAUCCUGCAAGUAUUAAAGGUAUUGGGUUUGAUGCCACAUGUUCCUUAGUAGCAUUAGACAAACAUGGAAAUCCACUAUCUGUCAGCACAAACAACAAUGAACAAAAUAUCAUUAUGUGGAUGGACCACAGAGCGCAGGCAGAGGCAGAUUUAAUAAACAAAACUAACCAUGACAUACUGAAAUAUGUAGGUGGAAAAGUGAGUCUAGAAAUGGAAAUGCCAAAAUUACUCUGGUUGAAAAAGCACCUUCCAAAUAAAUGGGAUGACUAUGGAUACUUUUUUGAUCUACCAGAUUUCCUUACAUGGAGAGCUACUGGUUCAUUAAGCCGUUCCCUGUGUUCUUUGGUUUGUAAAUGGAAUUAUGAAUGUUCUAUUGAAGGAAAACAGGGCUGGAACAGAGAUUUUUUACGAGAAAUUGGAUUGGAAGACUUAGCUGUCGAUAAUUUUAAGAAGAUUGGUAGUAAAGUCCUAAUGCCUGGUGAGCUCUGUGGUGGUCUAACAGAUGAGGUUGCUAAUUCUUUGGGACUGGAACCUGGUACUCCUGUUGCUACAUCCAUUAUUGAUGCACAUGCUGGAGGAUUAGGUAUGAUAGGCACACAUGGUGAAGGAAUAGAUAAGGAUAUGUCAUCACGCCUUGGUUUAAUCUGUGGGACUUCUACAUGUCAUAUGGCUGUGAAUAAAAGAGCUGUCCUUGUCCAAGGUGUGUGGGGCCCAUAUUACAGUGCAAUGGUUCCAAGCAUGUGGUUAAAUGAGGCUGGACAAAGCGCUUCUGGAAUGUUAUUGGACCAUAUUAUAACCAGUCAUCCUGCUGGUGCUGAACUACUUAAAGUUAUGUCUCCAGGCGAUACCCGCAACCACUUGAGGGGCUUACUCAUUAAAAUGGCAAGAUUGGAAGGACAUAAUGAUGUCAGUUACUUGACUAAAGACAUUCAUGUGUGGCCUGAUUUUCAUGGCAACCGGUCCCCUUUAGCCGACCCGUCAAUGAAGGGAAUGAUCUGUGGGCUAUCUAUGGACAAUAGCGAAGCAAACUUAGCCUUACUCUACUUAGCUACUAUGCAAGCUCUAUCGUAUGGCACGCGGCAUAUUGUAGAGGCACUGGUUCUAGCAGGGUACGAGCCUUUUAAAUCAUUGCUAAUUUGUGGCGGUAUCACGAAAGAUCCACUCUUCGUCCAAACUCAAGCUGAUGCUAUGGGUCUUCCCAUUUUGAAGCCCCAUGAAAAAGAUUCUGUAUUAGUUGGUUCUGCUAUACUAGGCGCCUGUGCAUCCAAGCACUUCAUAAAUGUGCAGGAUGCUAUAGAGAAUAUGGGUGGAACAGCAGAUGUUAUACAGCCUAAUUUAGGCACUAAAGUAUACCACGAUAAAAAGUAUAGGGUUUUCCUACGAAUGUUCCAAGAUCAAUUGAAAUAUAAAACUAUUAUGACUUCAAAUCUGUAACAAAUUAUUAUUGUAUAUUUAUUUAUUAUUUCGGAUGCCAGGGUGAUUUUUUAGUAAGCUGAUUUAUUAAUCCUAUCGUAUGAAUUCUAUUGAUUACAAAUAAAUAUAAAAUAUUGUAUGUUCCCUGUUCUUUU